This is a messenger RNA of Drosophila arizonae, 1397 nucleotides long. RefSeq names its product mus81 structure-specific endonuclease subunit (gene mus81). Lineage: Eukaryota; Metazoa; Arthropoda; Insecta; Diptera; Drosophilidae. Gene Ontology annotation, molecular function: 3'-flap endonuclease activity; DNA binding; crossover junction DNA endonuclease activity. Gene Ontology annotation, biological process: resolution of meiotic recombination intermediates; mitotic intra-S DNA damage checkpoint signaling; double-strand break repair via break-induced replication. Gene Ontology annotation, cellular component: nucleus; Holliday junction resolvase complex. The record is from RefSeq and is a predicted model, not a curated record.
GAUGGAAGCACGUCUGGAAAUUAAGUUGCAGCAGCCGAAUCCCCUUUUCACGCGAUGGCUGGAGCGUUGGCUACACGAAGCGGAGCAACGCAACCGCAAAUCGCAGCACAAGUUGCGACAGGCACUGCAAGCCCUGCGCAACUACCCGCUGCCAUUGUAUAGUGGCCGCGAAUGCGCCGUGCUGCGCGGCUUCGGCACAACGCUAUGUCAGCUGAUCGAUGAAGAACUGCGUCAGCAUAGGCUGCUGGCCAGCCAAGCCAAACUGAAUAUGAGCGCCACUGCGGCGUCCAGCAGCGCAGAGUAUCAGGAGCAGGUGCAACAGGUGGUCAAAGUGGUGCAGAGGAAACAAAAGCAACAGCAGCUGCAGAAGCCCAAAAAGUUGACCAAGAAAGCACAACAGGAGCUGGCAGCAGCCGAGGAACGGGAACGUGUCGUGCACAUGCCUGCGGGCAGCUAUCGUAUUGUGCUGCUAGUGGACACGCAGGAGACGAGCGGCAAGAAUAAGCGCAUCCUGGAUCAGACGCGCAGCUAUCUGCAAACGCUGAACGUGGAGCACGAGGUGCGGCGCCUAACUGUCGGUGACUUUCUGUGGAUAGCACGCGAUGCCGCCGGCAACGAGCUUGUGCUGCCCUACAUAGUGGAGCGCAAGCGCAUGGACGAUUUGGCGAGCAGCAUACGCGACGGUCGGUUCCACGAGCAGAAGCAUCGCCUGCACCAGUGCGGACUGCCGCACAUCAUCUAUCUGAUCGAGGACUACGGCGACAAUGAGCAGCUCGGCCUGCCCCUAGAGUCCUUGUUGCAGGCACUUGUCAACUCUCGCGUCCAAUCCGCUGACAUCCAGGUGGUGCGCUGCGACAAUCACUAUCGCUCCAUGUGCUAUCUGAGCGGCGUUGGCGCCGCCUUGCAGCAGCUCUAUGUGGACGCGGCCAAGACGCUGUACAGCGUGGACAAGCCGCAGCUGGCCAGAGCACAGGCCGACAGUUGUCGUGGCCAGGAGGGUCUGCUCAAGUUCCGUUCCCUCUACGAGGACUCGGCGCGCAAUGCCCAGCUGACGGUGCGCGAGGUAUUCGUCCAGCAGCUGCUGCAGCUGCACUCCCUCUCACUGGACCGUGCCCUGGCCAUUGUGGAGCGAUAUGCGACGCCGCGCCUGCUGCUGGAUGCAUAUGCGGCGUGCCAGAGCGAGACAGAAGCACGUCAACUGCUGGCGGGACUCUGCUGCGGUCCGCUGCAGCGGCCACUGGGCGAGAAGCUGAGCCAGUGCAUCCAUCAGUUCUACACAAACGAAUUCAAGGCCAGUUAGGUUUAGUAAUUGUAUUUAAAUUAUGACUUGGACUAGUUAUAAGGGGAGAACAAAAAGUGGAUGCCAAUCGAUCGAACGAUUUCAUUUAUAUAUUGCG